Molecule: messenger RNA, 2586 nt
Organism: Stomoxys calcitrans (stable fly)
Lineage: Eukaryota; Metazoa; Arthropoda; Insecta; Diptera; Muscidae
Product: myb-like protein J
Exons: 4
Coding region: 635-1510 (291 amino acids)
Source: RefSeq, a predicted model, not a curated record
UCAACGUGCAUGCCGUAAAGCGGAAAAUACAAAACAAAGAAUAAUUUGAAAAGAAAAAAUAAUUUUGAAAAAAAAAUAACAGCAGUAGCAGCAAACAUCAAAUUAAACCAAACCAAAUCACAUACCAACAACAAAAACAACUGCAAUUAUACACAGUGACAAAACAAAAGUCCUCAAAUCAUUUCGAAAAAAAAAAAAAACAAAAAUACGCAGUGAAAAAUUCUAUAAAAAAGUGGAUAUCAAAGUUAAAAGUAAAUAAAUUAAGAGUCAAAAAAAGCAGCAAAUAGAACGUUAAACGUUUCAAAAGAAAAGCCAAGAAAAAGAAACUUGAAACCUAUUUUUUGCAAAAGAAAAAAAAAAGAACCAAAACUAAACAAAAAAACAAAAUCUAAUCAAGCGAAAAAAAGGAAAAAAAAAGCCUACAACAGUUUAUAGAAGAAAACAAAAUACUCGUGUACACCUAGUAAAGAAGAAAAGAAAAAAAAAAACAUCCCCUCUCUUAAGAAGACGCCGACAACCUUUCAUUCACAUCAUUAACAACAACAAUAAUAAAAAAAAAAUAUAAACAAACACAAACUUAGAAUUGACAUUUCUCGCCUGAAAAGCCAAAGCAAGUAUUCAAAGUCAAUCAAUAAUGUCGCCUAAGAUGAUGUCUAACAGCUGCAAUGGCAAAAAGUCGGCCGCCAAAGCCUCCUCCUCCAGCUACCCCUCAUCCGCAAGGUAUACAUCAACAAAGAAUAAGAAGGGUGUGGUCCAACCAAAAGCCCUAUCGCCAUCAACAUCACCAUCGUCAUGUUCAUCGGCAUCAUCAUUAUGGGGAUCAUUGACAGCUUCGUCGUCGUCGGCAUCGGCGGCCUCAAUGUUAACAUGCCAUGCUGAGACCUCUUUGGAGGUGGCUCCCCUUUUGGUCACACCAUCAACACAGAAACAGUCAAGACGAAACAAAGCGGCAGCCGCCAACGCCACCACAUCAAAAGUGGCUAAUGAAAUUGCAUCCUUAGGCUCGUUAAAGGACAACUACAAUAACAACGACAACAUUAAUGACACCAACAACAACAACAACAACAAAGUGUUCUCCACACGAACAAUGCCAUCAUUGAAAAUCAUGAGCUAUCAGCAUAUCUUUGCCUUGCUCACGGUCCUCCUCUUUGGCCUUGCCAGCGUCAAUGGGCUCAAGUGCCACAUGUGUGGUCAGUACAAUGAAGGCGUCGGCUCCAUCACACCAUGCCUCAACUAUUCGGAUCAGUAUGCCCAUCUCUAUUUGAAGGAGUGUUCAAAGAAAAGCGAGAAAUAUUGUGUGAAGUAUGUUAGCGAAUUAUCAACUGUGCGGGAUUGUGCCACUGAAUGUGCUGAAAAAGAAAUCUGGGAGACUCAAACCUAUUGCUGCACCGAAGAUGGCUGCAAUGGCUCUUCCACCAUUGAGAUCUCAUCGAUGGUGUUAAUGGUGCCUUUGGUGGUCUACAUGUGUCAAGCCAUAUGGAAUGUGAUUAAGGAGCAACGUCGUCGUUAAGUGCUACAAAUAAAUAGAGACACUUUUUUUCUAAAACCUUGAGUUAUUGCCAUUAUCUUAGCUUCAAUGUUGGUUUGUUUUAUGUUUUCUAAUUUCAUAAAAGCAUUAUCUGUUAUACUUUAGCAAAAAAAGAAAAAAAUCCUACAAGACAUAAACUCUAUACUUUAAAAGGGACCUAAGGCGAAAAGAAAACAAAGAAAGAAAAAAGUCACAAGCAAAAGAAAGAAAAAAAAACAAAACAGUAAUACAGUAGAAACAAAAUUGCCUAUAAUUUAUUAAGUCUUAAGAACAAAAAGUGUUUGUUAAAUCUCUUGUGUAUCCUUAUAAAUGUUUCUCCUUUGACUACUGCUACUCUUACUCCUUGUCAUUCUUUUGGCUUCUUUUAUGGCUUUGGGCUAGGCCAAGAGCCUUCUUAGGUUUUUUUGAUUUGUGUCUAGGCGUAUAACUAUUAAAUACUUAUGUUGCUAUGUCCUUUUGAGCCUUUUUUUUCCCCUUUUCCUCUUUCCCCCUUUCCCCUUUGUGUUGUUUAGCAUACAGAAAAAAAGUUAUACAAAACCAAAAAAUAUAUAUGAAACAAUUUUCGAACAGUCUUCCCAGCAAUAAAUUAACACAAAAUGUCAAAGAUCCUAGCAUUCCUACCACUUUUGCCAAUUUUGAUUAACUAGCAAGGUGGGGAUAUUUCAAAAAUAAAACACCGAUACAUGUAAAUGCUUUAAGGAUACAGAAAAACAAGUUAAUUACAUUACAUACUUUAACAGAAAACAACAACAAACAGAAGAAAAAUUCAAUACUACAAGGAGUUGAACAACUACAAUAGUGGAUGAUUUGCCAUAGUCACCAUUAUGGGAAACUUUAAAUGAGCAGAAUGAGAACCCAAGAAACCCGAAAUCUUAAAAAAACCAUACGAAAAAGCAAAAUCAUUGACAACACAACAAUUCUAAAAUUUUAUUAACAAUUUACAAAAAAAAAACCCUAAAACAAAAAUAAUAAAAAAAAAAUCUUCUAAAAUCAAUAAAAAUUAUUUAAAAAAAACAAAUAUAACAAAGCAAUUAUGUAAAACAAAAAUGGAAUCCUUU